CCUGUGUCUAUCAUGGCCUUUUGAAUUGUUUCCUCGACCAUCACCAGACCCGUAAUGGACACGCGACAUGUUUCGAAUCCCAAAUUUAGAUGCUCGAUUGGAAGUGGUCGUUUCUAUAAUGCCGCAGCCAUGCUACAAGCUGGGUUUACCUUUCUUAGCAUUGCCCCUCUAUCAUGAUACUCGCCGCCUCCCCACCAUUGGCGCGCACUUGCUCUUGGUAUGCGUUCCGGAGUACGUGAACUACUCCGCUGCGUUCUCGUGAACCCUCUCUUGUUCUCUUCAUCUUUCUCUUUCCCUAUUUACAGCUCUGCGAGCUUCGUUAUGGCUUCGUUGUCUUCAUAGUUAUUCUUUCUGCUCCUACUUCGCUUCUACCGCGCUGGAUCGCCUUAUAUAUAGUAAGACUCUAAAUUCUUCUGGCAACGCUCGAAGAGAGCUUAGAAUCUACCAGCUCAGCAUUCCGAGUUUGUCGCAGGAGUCGUCACGAUGUAUCUCUCUAGUGUACUUCUCGGCACCUACUGCAGCCUGGUAGCUGCCAACCCUCAUCCAUGGAUGUACGGUGUGCCAGACUUCCCGGAUCUGGACAUGGAAGAAGUUAUGACCCAAGCAGGCGUUGAGGUACUUUCUGAAGCCGCUGAAGCCGCGAGCAAUACUACUAGCACAUCUCCGAACGCAACAAUACCCUCGAACUCGACUGCUUCCGUCGGUGGAGAGCCAUGUGCAGCGAUCAGCAGUGCCAUCGCUGCAGCACCGCCUGGCGCUCGGAAGGUCGUGCCUGCUGAACUGGGCAUGAUGUGUCUCGCGUCAGUCCCUCUGGACAACGGAGGCAAUGUUAAGCUCAUCGAUGACAUGAAGUUGUUUGUCAAGUGGCAGUCCAACAUCGCUUAUCUCAAAAACCCUCCAUCAAACUACACCGAGAAGUCGGUCGACGUGAUGGGCGACCUGGACUUGAUGCAAAAAGGACUGGCUAACGGCACCUUCAAGACCGAGUACGAAUUCCAAAUGGCGAUGAUGAUGCUAUUUAACCGAGCGUACGACAAUCACUUUGCAUACCAGCCCGAUAUCCUUGCGUCUGCUAUGCAAUUUCAGAGGCCUCCAGGCACAGAGUUGGUGUCUGUCUCAUCCGAUGGCAAAGCUAUGCCAGAAGUCUUUCUCUACCAGGACAUUCGCAAAGCCAACAACGAUUCCUCGUACAAGCCCUCCGCGGUCAAGAAGAUCAACGGAAUAGAUGUCACGACUUAUUUGGGAAAUGCCUCCACACAAUCCGACUUUCAUGACGCCGACACGCGCUGGAACGCCCUCUUCCCCUCGCAGGCCUUGAUUUCUUCCGGCACCGUAUUCCUGGGAUCUUUUAGAACUGGCCAAUACCAAGGUCCCAACACGACCAUGGAGUUCGCCAACGGAACCACUUUCAACCAGAUGAAUAUCGCAGUCGUCUUUGGCAACUUCACGGGUGUCAAUAGUGGUCAGACGUUCUUCCAGCAGUUCUGCACAGGCCCGAAGCCUGUCACUCAGAUCCAGCAACCGACUACGAGUGCGCCAGCUAGUCGGACGAGUGCGACGCCUACUGCUACGCCCACGCCCUCGCAGAUUGGGUAUCCGAAGGCUGUGAUACUUAACCCUAAUCUCUCUAUUGGUGGGUACUUUAUCAACGACACUGGAUACAAUGAUGUUGCAGUUCUUAGCAUUCCAUCAUACGAUGCUGGUAAUGUUCAGACCUUCCAGAACGUGAUGCGUGACUUCAUCCGUAUGUGCAAAACGCAAGGUAAAACGAAGAUGAUCUUCGAUAUGCGCGGAAACGGCGGGGGUAACGCAAUCCUUGGCUACGACACCUUCAAACAAGUCUAUCCUCAGGCAGAUCAGGACCCCUUUGGCGGUACUCGUUUCCGCGCCAACGAUGCUAUCAAGGCUGCAUUUCAACUGACCGGAGACUUUGUCAACAAUAAGACAUAUGUGCAGAGCAACCAGACGGCUUUUGCCCAGGCUUUCGGAAGGGGAACAACUCCGAACGACGUUCUGGGUAUCACUGCCAGCUUCAACUUCCAGCAUCAGCUCGAUGUCAACAACAAGGCCAUUGCUACCUCAGGUGCUGCAUUUGGACCGCAGACUGCCAAUGGCGAUCAGUUCACAACAACCAUCCGGUACAACUUCAGCGACCCAAUCUCGACAUCUUACCAGGGGUUCUCGGUGAUCGGCUUCGACAAGAACCAGAACGAGACCAGCACUCCACAGCCCUUCCAGGCCGAGAAUAUGGUCAUGCUACACGACGGCAUGUGCUCCUCAACAUGCGCCAUCGCCGCCGAGCUCCUCAAGAACCAAGGUGCAGUCCGUACCAUUGCUGUUGGAGGGCGGCCUCAAGACGGUCCCAUGCAAGGUGUCGGUGGUACUAAAGGCGCGCAAGUCUUCUCUUGGGAGGACAUACAGCUGCGAAUGCAAGCAACCUACUUCCUCGGCAGCCCUGAACAGAAAGCGCAAUGGGACACCACGGAUGUCGGCAAGACUGCAUUCGCUACCCAACUCUUCAAGCGCUCCGCCUAUCAAAAUGGCCGCGCCGCUGGCGGUGUGAAUCUCAAGGACAACCUGCGUCAGAACGACGCGUCAGGCGUCCCGCUUGAGUUCAUGUACGAAGCAGCAGAUUGCCGCAUGUUCUUCACCGCCGCGAUGGUCACUGAUGUGACGGCACUAUGGAAGGGCGUUGCGGACCGCAUGUUCAAGAACGAAACGAGCAUGUGCGUUGCGGGCAGCACGGGCAACCCGACGGCUGUCAGUGCUGGUGGGCAGAAGAGAGCGGGUGAUGGAACGUUUGCGGAGGGUAGGGGUGCCAAUUCGACGCAGAAGUCGGUUGCGAAUGGUAAAGGCGCGAUGAUUGGAGAUGCGGCUGGUAUGGCUAUGGGGAGAUGGGGAGGUGUUACGGCCGCUGUGAUGGUGAGCAUGCUGUUGCUGUGAGUCUGAGCCAGCUGGCUUGCGAUAGUGAUCUUCGUCUUUGUUUAUACGGCUCAAAAGGGCUCAAAAGGGCUCCCUGUACAAGCAUUGUAUUCUUCAAGCGGC
Messenger RNA from Didymella exigua CBS 183.55, 3045 nucleotides. Its product is annotated as peptidase S41 family protein. Gene Ontology annotation, molecular function: serine-type peptidase activity. NCBI's taxonomy places the organism in Eukaryota, Fungi, Ascomycota, Dothideomycetes, Pleosporales, Didymellaceae. The transcript is spliced from 3 exons. The record is from RefSeq and is a predicted model, not a curated record. Gene Ontology annotation, biological process: proteolysis. Bases 484 to 2943 code for a protein of 819 amino acids.